Molecule: messenger RNA, 3255 nt
Organism: Phytophthora nicotianae INRA-310
Lineage: Eukaryota; Oomycota; Peronosporomycetes; Peronosporales; Peronosporaceae
Exons: 3
Coding region: 1-3255 (1084 amino acids)
Source: RefSeq, a predicted model, not a curated record
AUGAACGCAGUGCUCGAGUGUGAGCAGGAAACCUGUAAUUGUAUUUUCUUGUUUUUUAUGUUGUGUUGUUAUCAGAUUAAUUCAGGUUCUGCGAUGCAUCUUGGUCCGUUAUCAAGCUAUAUUUACUCAACAAACGCCUCAAGUACUAACCGAGCAAAGGUUAUCAGCCUUUCACUUAUUCUUCUCGCUGUCAUCAUGAAGACUGCUGACGCUGGUGAUGAAGAGGAAUCCACGAUCGACUCGACGUCAUGGCCUAUCAACCGACUCAGCUACAUCGAGUUAAGCUUACAAGACACUGCAGCAAUCGAGAAACUUUUCACAGGUCGCAGUGACACUCCAUUGCUGAUGAAGUGGGUGAUGUUACACAAGUCUGGAUCCAAGUUCCGUCCAAGACUAUUGGUGAUCUCGGCAUUGCGUUUGUGGGUUUUGAAGCACAAGAAAACGUUUAGCAAAGCGCUUUCUCUCCGUCGAGAGUUUCAACUGAUGCACGUGCAGAAGCUCACUGCACUUCGACCAGACCCUGCUUCAUCGACACCGGACAACUCUUCUACGAUCUCCAUUCGACUAGUUAUUCUACCAAAGCAGGGGGCUGGAAGCGAAGCCUCCGUGAUGCUACAUUUUGACCCAGGGGUACACACCGAGAACGUCGUACGACUUCUGCAACGAUUACUGUACGCACUUCGACUUACCUUUCCGCAACAGAAAAUGCCACCAGUGACGCUCCCGCCUGACUGUCACUGGCACGAGUUUUUCCCGGACGAAAGUGAUGUUACACAAUCACAAGACCAAAAUCAGAACGAAGAGAAGACUGCAGACUCCACCAGCCAAAACUCGACUUUUGCUGCUAUGGCGUCGGCUUAUCAUGCUUUUUGCGACGAUCUGGGCGUUCGCUUUCGCGAUAGUGUACCAGUUCGUAUCGAAGAAUGUGCUACCACGACUGGAUGCAUGGAUUUCCAGUAUUGUCUCGGCUUCCCGCCUGGCGUUGACGGCUACCACCAGGACCUCUCAGCGACUCCAUUUCACUCUUUUGCUCGCUCUAUUGUGGACGCAUGCUUUCCGUCUUCCUCCCGUUCAGUGACUAAUUUCCAGUCCAAAGAGAUUCAAGCUCUUGCACGGACGCUUGAACGCUCGAGUUACUUUACCGAUAUCAUCAUAAGUGACCUAGCAAUGGGUCAAGCAAGCUUGACUACGCUGUUCCAGGCUCUGCUCUCGCCACAAUGUACAAUCGAAGGCUUCACUCUGACCAACGUACAGCUAUCAGUUCGAGCGUUGCGUAUCCUCCAACAAGUUGUGCUUCAAUCCACGAUGCGACAGAAUGGAAACGAGAUGAAGAUGAAGCUCCGGCGUCUAGAUUUCUCCUUCAACCGGUUUACAGUUACGAUGGCGGCUGAACUAGCCACAAUUCUGCAAUUACUACCGAAUGCUCUGGAGCUUCUGCAGCUUGAAAGGUGCGGCUUAACAACUAUAUCCUGUUGUCGAGUACUCGAAGCAUUGACGACUAGCACAGCGUUUUCGGCUUCGUUAUUAGAGCUGAACGUCGCGGGGAACCAUCUCGGUCUGGAAGGCACGAAAACUCUGGCUACCUGGAUCACGGGGACGUUUGCUCUCCAACGACUCGAUGUUUCUCGAACUCAGCUCGACAUUAAUAUCUUCGUUCAAGCUCUUAAACAGAACACUUUACUCCAUGAGUCAUCGCUUCUACAGCUUGAUCUGUCGUACAACCAGAUGCGAACACAAGCAAGUGAAGAUCUCGGCGUCAUUUUGGGUAAAUCUCAAAGUCUUGCUACGAUAUUCCUGCGUGGCAUGAAGCGCUAUCGUCAUUUCCACAAAUUCUUACCUCCACAGCUACAAAAGGAAGGCACGCUUCUAGCUCUCUCUGAAGCUGCUGUGGUGGCACAUACAGCAGCUGCACGAAGGAACGGAGGCACAGUGCAUCGUGCCGAUGGUCUUCGUAAACAUUUUUUGCGUAACAUUUUAGCACCAAUGUUCGCGAAUACUGAUCGAAGUUGGGCUUGUAUGGUGGAUCUAAGUGAUAACGACUUGAGUGGCCAUCGAGCUGAAGUGUUGGCUCAACUUCUGGAUGAAUCACCAUGGGCUACUCGAACAUCAUUACGGCUAGAUCACACGUGUCUUCACGAUAAAUCGGCUCUGUUGCUGCUCCACUCGAUUCGAGGGUGUAAGACUCUGGACUCGUUGAGUCUGGAAGGAAAUGGCUUUGUCAAACGUGAAGCACAUCGGAAAUGCCAACGGCAGAAUGAAAAGUGCUAUAGUGACGGCGUGGCGCCGUCGGAACCGAGUGUGAUUGAACAGGCAGGUGCGAAUGCCUUAGCUCUGUUACUCGGGGGUGCGUUGGACUGCAACGACAACCAGAUACAGAGUUGGUUGGGAGCGAAUGACGCUGGAGUUGUGACUGCAUCUUUCUUCGCGCACUCAUCGGCCGCGAAGCCUCUGCGUCUGAAGGAAUUGUGUUUGAAAUGUGAUGGUUCUUAUGUUUUCGGUACACACAUUAUAACGGCAGCAGUCCAAGCAUUAGCCAAGCCACACGCAUACCUACAGAUGCUUGACGUUACUGGCAACGAAUGUGGAGACGCAUUGGCUCAGGUUCUCGGUGCCGUAUUGCCUAAGAACAAGAGUCUGCAGGCCUUGUUCUGGGACGGGAACUGCAUCACAGUCGAUGGGUUUCUCCAAUUCUACGACGGUCUCUUGAAAAACCAUACGUUGGUCAUGGUACAAAUGCCGAUCCAAGAUACCCGACGGAUUUUGGAGGAGCAGAAAGACCCACCACGCGAGAAGCUUUUCAGUAUCUUGGGGAAAAUCUUCAAAGCCACAGAACGAAACCAAAUUUUGGCAAGGGAAACCAAGGAGCGGAAAGCUGAAGAACGUAGUUCUCGAGCACAGACAGGUGAUGAACAAGACGUAAAUGUUCACCCGAAACCAGACCAGAAACCGGAGAUCGAUAAGCCAACGGCAAAGGAGGAGGAUCCCGCCGAUGUUGAUAUUAGCCUCGACCUCCAGUCAGCAGGAUUAGCGCUGGAGAGGUGCCAUACUCCCAAGCUGGCCAAAUUUGAGGAAGCAAAAGAAGAAGACGACCGAGAUCACUCCGCUCGCAAGAGCUAUUCCAGACCGACAAGCGCUCGAUAUCCUUCAACAAUGCAGUCUUGGAGCAUGCAAAGCAGCACCGACGAUUUCCGUACGCAGCUCAGUAAGCUGGACUCGUUGACUGCUUCGCUCUCGAGGGCGUCGACACACGUGUAA